AUGCAAAUCAAAUGCAUCCAGACCUCAACAGUGCGGCCAGCUGAAUCAUGGUUAAUUACAAGCGCACAGGGCUUGGAAUACCUUGUUCAAAUCGGUUUCCCCCGAGACUGGCUGAAUCCUCAAAGCAAGCCGAAGGAACGAAGCGUUCCAAUCAUGUACCUCACUGAUGGGAACUCCGUUUUUUCGUCUUCCCUGGAGAGACUCCAUCAACAUCUAGUCCUGUCCGAGUUCGGCACAUCUGCUGGAGUCAUUGUGGCCAUUGGCUACCUGCUCCAACCCGACUCGAAUUUCUUGUGGAGUGCUAGGAGAAAUUGGGACUUAACGCCCCCAUCCCCAGGGUGUCUCCCUGAUGAGGGCGGUGCAGAUGAUUUCGCCAAAUUCAUCCAGAGCCGAGUGAAGCCACUUGUGCACCAGCGGAUCAAGGAGAUUCGCGGGGUUGACCCAGGAGCGCAAUGUUUAUACGGGCAUUCUCACGGUGGGCUGUUUACUUUGCACGUCAUGUUUACAAGGCCUUGGAUGUUUGAUAGUUACAUUGCUUCUAGCACCAGUAUUUCCUGGAACAAUGGAUUCAUUCUGGAGGAGGAAGCAUCAUUUCGCUCUAGAAGAGUCGAAUGCACCUCUCCACCAUCACUGAUGUUAUACGUUGGUGGAGCAGAGCAGAAUCCGCGGCGAAAACGAGAUGAGACGGAUGACGAAUAUGAGAAACGACGGGAGCAAUAUCAGAAGCACAAAGAUGUAGACUCCGUGUUGGGAAUGAACACACGGCUCCGGGACUCUGGUAAGAUGAAGUAUCUGACGUGCAAAGUGUAUGACGGAGAGGACCAUGGAACCGUCAUUAUGUGUUCAAUCAGUCAGGGUUUGGCAACCUUUUUGGACGGCUGGCCAUAUAUCGAUUAA
Molecule: messenger RNA, 897 nt
Organism: Clonostachys byssicola
Lineage: Eukaryota; Fungi; Ascomycota; Sordariomycetes; Hypocreales; Bionectriaceae
Source: the annotation of a GenBank genome assembly